UUGAAGAAACGAGGGGAUUCGGACUGUUUGUUGGCAAGAUGUUGUUAUUUUGGAUAAGAUUAAGGAUAGAAAAGUAGAACCUGGAUAAUAAAAAUUAACUGUGUCUAGUUAAUUAAAUAAGGCUUACAACCAGUUACAGACUCUCUCCGCCGCCCUAGUCAACCGCGGGGACUCUUUGAUCUACAUACAAUCUAAAAGACUCCCCAUCCCAACAACACAUACAACUCCAACGCAGAAAGAGAAGACUUCUCUUUGUACACAGUCAUCCGCGCGGUUCUUUUGCUGAUUUUCUAGUCUGGUCAGCAGCGUCUGGCAACCUUGCCAUACCGGUUCCUUUCCCCCACUUUGCUGCCUGACAUUAUGUGGAUUUGCAUAUAGCUCCAGAGCUAACUUGGUAACCCUCGUUGCCUCCACCCAACGCAACACAGCUUUCAAUCUCAUCUACUACUUACAUCAAUCCGGCCGACUACCAGAGUGAUUGAUUACCCCACCCUCCCCCCUUACCGCAGGGAACAGAACACCAUGGCAUAUGAUAGACAAACGAUCCAGCAGAGUUUGAACGCUCUGCUUGGAAAGCUGACAGAUCCUGACCCGGAUAUCCGCUACAUGUCCCUCAACGACUUGUUGACCACCAUCGAACAAGCCAACUCCGCCUACCUGUCCCAGGAUGUCCAUUCAUGUUCAAGGCUAGUGGAGGGUCUGCUGAAAGCCCUCGAGGAUCAACAUGGCGAGGUGCAAAACCAGGCAUUGAAAUGCCUAAAACCACUUGUCACUCGCCUUCCUCCGGAAAUAGUAACACCCCUAAUCGACAAACUCACUUACAUGACGGCCUCUCAGACCAUUGAUACCUCCGUACCCAAUACCGCACUUAGAAUCAUCCUGGCAGCUUUGCCUCGUCCGGAUCCCGGCGCCCCUCCUUCUCGAGAAUCCCAGGCAGGAUACAUGGCAGUAUCCAAGGUUUUGAUUCCAAGGCUUGUAGAAGAAACCGUGGCAGCUAAUGGGCAAUCUACGGUGAAGGGAAUGUUGGCAAAUGAUCCUGAAAAGGGAUACAGCAGCGAAGCCCUCGAUGUGUUGAUCGAAGUUGUGAAGAAUUUUGGCCCGAUGCUCAACGAGAGGGAGCUAGUUUCUCUGGAGGAGACAGUGAUGGCUAUUGUUGAAAAUGAUAACGCGGGAACGGUGGUAAUAAAACGGGCGUUGACGGCCAUCUCAGGUCUCUUGGCACACUUCUCCGAUGCGCAGCUCAGCAAGUUCGUUUCAACACUGAUAGAAAGCUUUCGAUCAUCACACCUCACAUCAAUCCACCGUCGACAUCUCAUUGGGACAAUAGCAGCGUUGGCUAGAUCAAUCCCUGCCAAAUUCGGCCCUUAUUUGAAGACAUUGGCCCCCUUUGUGCUCUCAGCUGUCAGCGAACAAGAACUGAAUGAAAUGCGAGACGGUGAGUCGGAUACAGGAGAGCACGACCCGGAAGAAGACGAAUUACGCGAAACGGCCCUAGUAACGCUGGAGGCUUUACUUGGAUCUUGUAGCAAUGAAAUGCAGCCGUACAUCGGUGAUGCCAUAGACGCUGCGUUGCGUUACCUCAAGUAUGACCCCAAUGUAGCUGAAGUUGAAGACGAGGAAAUGGGUGGGACGCAGGAUGAGGGUAGUGAUGAUGGGGCAACUGAGGAGCCCGAUGACGACAAUGAUGCCUUUGAUGACUUUGAAGAGGAAGAGGGAUACAGUGACAUAGAUGAUAUGAGCUGGAAGGUCCGUCGAUGCGCUGCCAAGGUGUUAUACACAAUCAUCGCAACUCAGGCGAAUAGUGUGAAAGUCCUAGAGGGCGGCCCUAUAUAUCAACGAAUUGCACCUGCUCUCCUCGCGAGGUUCACUAGGGAAAGAGAGGAAUCAGUCAAACUAGAAGUUGUUGCUAGCAUGACUUGCCUUGUCAGGAAAACUGGCGAGAUCUCAGCCGCGAUCAAUCCUGACAUACUCUUUUCCGAUGCUUUUGGAAAGGGAAAAACAUCUAGAAAGAGAAGAAGACAGGACAGCGAUGCUAACUUGUUUGAUUUGGAGUCGGAGGUCGCAUCUUCAUCUGUCAUGAGUUCACCAAUUACUAUUCCCUCGACACCAAAUUCGGUUCCUCAGGCAGAAAUUGCAAAGUUGACUCCUAGUAUCAUCCAGAAUAUUGUCAAGCUAUGGAAACGGGCGUCAAUACCAUUGAAGCAGGCCGCGAUAUCACUAUUGAAAAGUCUUGCCCUUGUUCGGUACGGUGGACUUAACGAUUUCCUACAGCAGAUUGAAGACCCGAUCGCAGACGCCUUAAAGACCUCUGCGUUAUCAGGAGGCUUUUCUGUCUCUGCUGGUACAUCAUCCGUCAGCGCUGGCAGCUUGCAGAUAGAAACUCUUAGUCUAAUUGCUGCGAUCUCGGAGACCCAUGCGUCCAAUGCGCUCCUGCCGUUCCUCAUUGCGCUAAUCCCUGGAGUUGUUAGCGCGGCGAAUGACAAGAAUUACAGGGUUGCAAGUGAAGCUCUAGGAGCCGUGGAACAAAUCGAGAAGGCCUUGACGCCACCUCGCGUAUCUGCCACUGAACAUGACCUUGGGCCGCAGUUGGAGAAGUUGUUCGACAUCAUCGUUGAGAGAAUUGCGGACAACAGCUCUGAUCUAGAAGUUCGUCAGCGAGCGAUCCACGUCCUUGGCGUAUUGCUAGGUCGCACUUCCGGAGCACAGGGGUCCAAGUUCAUCUCACCCGUUCAGCGCGCUGCGGGCUUGUCACUGCUAGUCGAACGCCUGCGAAACGAAACAACAAGGCUUGCAACAGCUCGUGCCAUUGAUGAUAUUACUUUGCUUGCUAGUGGCCCUGACGAUGUCACAUCUCCCUGGGUCCGUGACGUGACACUGGAGCUUGGAACCCAGCUUCGGAAAUCCGACCGCGCGCUACGGGGCUCUUGUUUAGAGGCGCUCAAAAGUCUUGCAAUGAACCCACAUACCCGGGCCCUCUACGACCAAAAGACAAUACAAGAACUGGCCAGCUUUCUCCUACCUCUUCUCAAUACUGAAGACCUUCAUCUGCUCACUCCAACCCUCAUUAUCCUCGGCAAAGUAAUUCCUGGCAAUGCGCAACAACUUAUCAACAGCAGAAUCGUGGCUGCUUUGUGUUCUGUUGUGCAGGCACCUUUGGUGGGAACAGUUCUAAAGGCAUUUUUGCUUUUAGUCCGAGUGAUCGGGGAGCAAGGAGCGGGAACUCCACUUAUGCAGGCGUUUUUACGGGAUGUCGGUGUCAAUGGAGACCCUGCUGUUGUCGGAAGAACCAUUGGAACACUACUUGUAUAUGGCGGUCCAAAGAUUGGAGUCAAAAUGGAAGACUUCCUGACAGAACUUCAAACGGCGCAAGACACUCAACGCAAAUGUCUUGCCCUCGCUGUCUUGGGAGAAGUUGGCCUUCGCAUGGGAUCUGCGUGUCCCUUAGUUCCCGAAACUUUUAUCUCGAAUUUCAAUUCCAAGUCUGACAAAGUACGGCUCUCCGCUGCCAUCGCCCUUGGAAAUGCUGGCGCGAGCAAUAUCAAAACAUAUCUCCCAGUUAUCCUAGAAGGUCUGGAGAAGUCCACAUCGUCAAAGUAUCUCCUUCUCCAUUCUCUAAAGGAGAUCCUACAACAUCCUGAAAGUGUCCGGCCUGACGUCGCACCAUUUGCCACACGCCUUUGGCAGCGACUCCUCACAGCUUCUGAUGACGAAGAUAACCGCGCAGUGGGCGCGGAAUGUAUUGGAAGAUUGGCUCUCAUCGAGCCGACCUCCUAUAUCCCCUUACUUCAGGAAUACCUGUCAAAUGAAAACCCUGCUAUCAGAGGCACAGUCAUAUCAGCUUUCCGGUACACCCUUGCCGACGCUAGCGAUGCCUACAACGACGUCCUGCGCCCACUGAUCAUUCCAGUGUUGGUCUCCAUGCUGAACGAUACGGAUCUUGGAAAUCAUCGUCUAGCCCUAACUACCGUGAAUUCCGCCAUCCACAACAAGACUAACCUCAUCGUCCCACAUCUCAACAAAAUCUUACCCGCAGUUAUCAACGAUACCCUAAUCAACCCUACACUUGUCAGGGAAGUUCAAAUGGGCCCCUUUAGACAUAGAGUCGAUGAUGGUCUAGAAGUUCGAAAGAGCGCCUACGAAACGCUCUACGCAUGUCUAGAAAUAGCCUUCAACACCAUGAACAUCUCCGAAAUCUUCGACCGAAUCAUCACCGGCAUCGGAGACGAGCAGGACAUCCGCACCAUAUCCAACCUAAUGAUCUCUAAACUAAUUACGCUCGCACCGGAUGAGACUCGCGCCCGCCUCGACGACCUCAGUGCACCAUUGCGCAAGGUCCUCUCAACUAAACCUAAGGAAAACGCAGUUAAGCAGGAACUUGAGAAGGCGCAGGGUGCGUCGCUGGGGGUAUUGAAGAUUACGCGGGAGUUGCAGAAGGCGUUCCCGACCGCGGAGACAUCUGGGGAUCACCGUGCAUGGAAGUCGUAUGUGGAGUGGGUAGGGAAGGAGUUUGCGCUAUUGAUUAGGUCUUUGGCGAAUGAUGGGUAGGAUAGGUUGAAUUUGCCUGGCUAGGUUUUGUUUGCGAUGCGUCCAUUGUCUCUUUGCGAGACUUUCUUUUUUUGCCUCAUGAGAUUGGGGGAGGUAGAGGGGGGUGAAUGACCCACCUGCUGGAACAAGACGAAAAAUAUUGGGCUUGAUGAAGGCUACCAAGGUAUUUCCGUCACCCGAUCCCAUUAUUCGUUUUCUCGCCUCUUCUAGCCGUUGAGAGAUACAAUUAUACGUGAACUGAACAGGAAAUGAGGGUAUGCACGUAAUGAACUAUUGCUGUCGCGGUUUUUGGUUUCUGCUUUCCACUCCGUGUUUUUAACUAGAAAAAUCAAACUUCUCCACCCCACCCUGAACACUCUGAACACUCUCUCUCUGGCGGUUAAUAUCAGCACUUAUCACUCAUACUUGAAGCACGCCUCCAUUGCAGAUUCAGAAUUGGGGUAUCAUCCCUUAGCAGCCAGUGACCGUGUCGCCAAAGAAUCUCAGCAGGACGACUGGUAUUCAUAGGGAUAUGUUUCCAAAAGAAAGGAAACGCGAACGGUCAAGUCAUGGAAUUAGGGAACUAACCGCUUACCAUUGGAUAGUUUAAAACACUUCGUACAGUAAAAAUACGGAUCAGAAGAGAUAGCCUCUGUAUAGGGUAUUGGUUUGAAAUACCCGUCCAACUUACAAGUUCAACAGGAUAUUGAGGGAACAAUCUUUUCCAUCGUCUCCAGCCCACAGUCGCCAUUUGAACACCAUGUAGUUAGUUAACAUGGCUUGGUAUAUUCCUAAUACUUAGGGUGCCAACCCGCGAACCCCCAAUUAAGCAAAACCCAGAUAACCUGCCAUUGUGUAUCAACACAUUUAUUAGCCAGGUUGAGGUCUGC
Messenger RNA from Blastomyces dermatitidis ER-3, 5414 nucleotides. Its product is annotated as Cullin binding protein CanA. Bases 523 to 4545 code for a protein of 1340 amino acids. The record is from RefSeq and is a predicted model, not a curated record. Lineage: Eukaryota; Fungi; Ascomycota; Eurotiomycetes; Onygenales; Ajellomycetaceae. Gene Ontology annotation, biological process: protein ubiquitination; SCF complex assembly. The transcript is spliced from 5 exons. Gene Ontology annotation, cellular component: nucleus.